This is a messenger RNA of Thalassophryne amazonica, 812 nucleotides long. Its product is annotated as glycoprotein endo-alpha-1,2-mannosidase-like protein. The record is from RefSeq and is a predicted model, not a curated record. Gene Ontology annotation, molecular function: alpha-mannosidase activity. Lineage: Eukaryota; Metazoa; Chordata; Actinopteri; Batrachoidiformes; Batrachoididae. Gene Ontology annotation, cellular component: Golgi apparatus. The transcript is spliced from 4 exons. The coding region runs from base 54 to 812 and encodes 252 amino acids.
CCGCAGGAGUCCGUGUUUUCUUCCGGCGUGGAUCAGCACCACGGACAGCGACCAUGACUCGGCUGCGCAGGAAAGCUUUUGUGGCGCUCUUCCUCUUCACGCUUUUCAUUUUCGGCACCAUGAUGGGUCUCAGGACUCUCAAACCCAGCGACGGCUUCUCGGAUCUGGCUCCUGGGAUGGACUUCGUCGGGGACAGACCCGAAAUAAGGCGUCCGGACGUGAAAGACGUGGCGGUGUCACAGGGCCAGUACCGCGUGGCCAACAGCGACACCAAGGUGGUUUUCACCCGGUUAGACCGAGAGCUGAGCAUUUUCUACGACGUGCACAUCUUUUACUACCUGUGGUACGGAUCUCCAAGCGUGGACGGGAAGUACGUGCACUGGGACCACGUCCUGGUGCCGCACUGGGACCCGAAGAUCGCAGCCAGUCACGCUCAAGGAAGACACACACCUCCAGAAGACAUCGCCUCCAGUUUUUACCCCGAGCUGGGACCUUACAGUUCCAAAGAGCCGGAGGUGCUGGAGUCCCACAUGACCCAGAUAGAAGCAGCUGCAGCAGGGGUUCUGGUGCUGUCCUGGUAUCCUCCCGGGCUGGCUGAUGACCAUGGCGAGCCCACGGAGGACCUGGUUCCUGCGGUCAUGUAUGCCGCUCACAGGCACAGCAUCAAGGUAACUGGAAAACGGCGUGUCCACGGCUGUGGGACCGUGUUUGCUGAAAAAAAUGACGGCGGACAGAUGAGACAGAAGCCGCAGGAAGAACAUCGGAUUGGAGCGUGGACGGACCGCGAGCUUCUGAGGAGACUUCAGAGGUGA